Molecule: messenger RNA, 765 nt
Organism: Rhododendron vialii
Lineage: Eukaryota; Viridiplantae; Streptophyta; Magnoliopsida; Ericales; Ericaceae
Product: dynamin-related protein 4C-like
Exons: 1
Coding region: 1-765 (254 amino acids)
Cellular component (GO): microtubule; cytoplasm; membrane
Molecular function (GO): GTPase activity; microtubule binding; GTP binding
Source: RefSeq, a predicted model, not a curated record
AUGAGGGUCCUAGAUGAAGCUAAAGGAAUUGGGCUACCCAACUUCCUCCCUCGCACUGCCUUCCUUGUAAUUCUCCAAAAAAAGGUCAAGGAGAUAUCCAAAACGCCGGUUGAUUUCAUGGCGAAAGUGUGGGACUACAUCGAAACGGUGCUCAUAACUGUUUUCAUGAACCAUUGCGAAAAUUACCCUCAACUCCAAUCGGCUAUGAGGAGGGCGACCCAUAAUCUUGUAGCAAAGAUAAAAGAUGAAUCUUUUGAUAGAGUGAUGGAGAUUGUAGAGAUGGAGAAGCUCGCGGAUUAUACUUGUAGUCCGGAGUACAUGUCAGACUGGGGUAAGCUAAUGGCUCAACAGAAUUUGUUCAUGGAGGUCAUGAAUGAUUACUCCAAACCAACAAGGAUAAUGAUUGAAGGUUUCGGGGAGAUAGAGGUUGGGCAUCUUCGGGGUCAUUCAGAUGUUAGAGAGCAGGCAUUUGACAUGAAAAUGAGGAUCACUGCAUAUUGGAAGGUUGUCCUUAAAAGGUUGGUCGAUAGCAUGGCUCUGCACUUGCUGCUAUGCGUUCGGAACUUGGUUGACCAAGACAUGGAAGCAGAGAUUGUGAAUGAGCUUAUGGGCUCUCCAGUGGGUGGUCCAGGUGCAAUACAAAGGAUGCUUGAAGAAUCUCCAUCUGCUGCAAAAAAGCGCGAGAGGCUGAACAAGAGUAUCAAGUUGCUUAAGGACUCUAAGGAGGUUGUGGCUCAGAUCGUCGAUAGGAUCACUGUCGAUUAA